Messenger RNA from Phycomyces blakesleeanus NRRL 1555(-), 150 nucleotides. RefSeq lists its product as hypothetical. The record is from RefSeq and is a predicted model, not a curated record. Bases 1 to 150 code for a protein of 49 amino acids. Lineage: Eukaryota; Fungi; Mucoromycota; Mucoromycetes; Mucorales; Phycomycetaceae. The transcript is spliced from 2 exons.
AUGACCUCCUAUGACUCUUCCUCUUGCUCCUCAUGUCUACACUUCAUUCUCUUUUCUUCUCCAAUUUCACACUCCGAGGAGGCGCCGCCAACUACCACUCACACCGUCUCUGAUCUUUGGAAAACGGCUGGUCGAUGGGCUCCUUUCUAA